Messenger RNA from Nannospalax galili (Upper Galilee mountains blind mole rat), 3635 nucleotides. It is a transcript of the gene Timp2, whose product is annotated as TIMP metallopeptidase inhibitor 2. Gene Ontology annotation, cellular component: extracellular matrix. Bases 293 to 955 code for a protein of 220 amino acids. The record is from RefSeq and is a predicted model, not a curated record. The transcript has 5 exons. Gene Ontology annotation, biological process: negative regulation of endopeptidase activity; negative regulation of membrane protein ectodomain proteolysis. Gene Ontology annotation, molecular function: metalloendopeptidase inhibitor activity; protease binding. Lineage: Eukaryota; Metazoa; Chordata; Mammalia; Rodentia; Spalacidae.
AAACGGCGGCUGGGCCCGAGCCCGCAGCAAACACAUCCAUAGAAGGCAGUGGAGUCGCCGAGCCGGGCUGUGCUCGCCGGCCCGCCCGUCCGCUCCCCAGCUUCUUUCUUCUUCACCCGGUGCACUGCCCCGCGCCCUCCCCCUCGCCGCCCCGGAGACAAAGAACCCGGAAAGUUUGCGCGGGUGAGCGGGGCAGGUGAGGAGGGGCGUGCCCGGUCCCCCCCACCUCAAGCCCGCGCCACUGCAGCCGGACGCAGGCGGCGGCCCAGCCUCGCCGAGUCCCCAGCGCGCCAUGGGCGCCGCGGCCCGCAGCCUGCGGCUGGCGCUCGGCCUCCUGCUGCUGGCGACGCUGCUGCGCCCGGCCGACGCCUGCAGCUGCUCCCCUGUGCACCCGCAACAGGCGUUUUGCAAUGCGGACGUAGUGAUCAGGGCCAAAGCGGUCAGCGAGAAGGAGGUGGACUCUGGGAAUGACAUCUAUGGGAACCCCAUCAAGAGGAUUCAAUAUGAGAUCAAACAGAUAAAGAUGUUCAAAGGACCUGACAAGGACAUCGAGUUUAUCUACACAGCCCCCUCCUCGGCAGUGUGUGGGGUGUCGCUGGACGUUGGAGGAAAGAAAGAGUAUCUAAUUGCAGGCAAGGCCGAGGGGGAUGGUAAGAUGCACAUUACCCUCUGUGACUUUAUUGUGCCCUGGGACACACUGAGCACCACCCAGAAGAAGAGCCUGAACCAUAGGUACCAGAUGGGCUGUGAGUGCAAGAUCACACGCUGCCCCAUGAUCCCAUGCUACAUCUCCUCUCCGGACGAGUGCCUGUGGAUGGACUGGGUCACAGAGAAGAGCAUCAAUGGGCACCAGGCCAAAUUCUUCGCCUGCAUCAAGAGAAGUGAUGGGUCUUGUGCAUGGUACCGCGGGGCGGCACCCCCAAAGCAGGAGUUUCUCGACAUUGAGGACCCAUAAGCAGCCCGACAGCGCCCCUGUGGCCAAUUGAAAAGUCUCCGAGGGUUUAGACUGGUCCAGCUCUGACAUCCCUUCCUGGAACAGCAUGAAUAAAACAAUCAUCCAAGUGGGUCCACAUUAGUGUGAUUCUGCACCCCCCCAUUUUCCCUAAACACGGUAGUGGGUCUGGAGGGACAGGUGGGCCAGGGUCCCUGCAACACCCUCUCCCUCUGCCAGCCUGGCACUGUGUGUCUCAGGCUUUUUGAUCCUUGGGUACAGGCAGGGGUGGGAUAUAAGACUCCCUACCCAGGCCUCUUUGACACUGUCACAAACACCAGACAGGUUAGCAUUUUAGGGUCCCCUGGCCCUGUUGGGGCAGAGCCUGGAUGUGCAUUUUGCAGAAACUCUUGAAGGUUGUUGCAUGACUGUGUAGCCGGCCUACCAGGUCCUUUUCAUCCUGAGAGGGGUAUGUCCCUCAUUUUCUGCAGCAGCCGCCCCUCUGGCCCAAGGUGGCAGUCCCUGGCCCUUUCAAGUGCCCUCCCAUCUCCCCUGGGCCUGCUAAAGACUCCCAGCUCCUGGGACUCCCUGAAGUUCAAGAGCAGCCCUAGAACCAGUGGUUCAUUCACAGAAGAGCCCUAUCAACCCCAUGAAUCUACAGAAUUCAGUGACACCUUCCUCAGGCCGGUGGGGAGGUAGAGCCCUCGUUGAGGCACAUGUCUAAGUCCAGCCAAGUCAUUUCUGUGCCCUCUCCGAUCUCCACCCCCGGUCCUCAGCCCCUAGUGUGGAUACGUGAGGCCUCACACAGGGGGCAGGAGUCAGACUGUCCUCCUAGUUCAUCCCCAGGUUUAUCAUGCUAUCCUUGACCCCUUGUAAGUGGUUUCUGGUAUCUGGGUUGUGUUGUGUGGCUCUGCUUUGAGGGGUGGUGCUGUGCUGCUGUUGAGCAGCCGGCUCUGUUCCCCUUUUUUUUUUUGCACAAACUGAAGCUGUAAAAGGCCAGUCUUGCUCUGCCCCAGCAGAAAAACCCUAGUGAAAUCUCUGUACGAGGCCAGUAGUCACUAUGUGGAUUCUGUGUCACUAGCUAAGCACGUGAGCCCCACAAGGCAAGGGGAGACAGAGACAGGCGGUUCUCCAGGCCCUUCCUUCUUACUGAGCCCCCAGGAUGCUGUGGCUUGCUUUAAGAGACAUCUCAUUUCCUAAAGAUGAAUUCUCAGAAGAUGAAUUCUCAAAGACAUUCUCUACUUCCAUUUCUUAAUGUCAUAAAGACUGUCCACUUAAGACCCUUUAUAGGGAACUGGGAACCUACUAGUUCCCUUAAAAAAAUAAUGACUUUUCAAUGCCAAUAGAAGGGGGUUAAGACAGGCAAAGCUUCAUAAGGAUAUAGUUUCUCUUCCUCCUGCCCAUGUCUCAAGCUAAGCCGUCCCAAGGACACACGUGUACAUUAUCCAAACAUACACGCACAAAUGCGCACAUACAGAUGCUGGUGUGGCAGCCUGUGAGUAGUCCUUUCGUAAAAUGCUUCCAAAGACCUCCCUCCUUGAAGCCUGUCCCCGUCAGCAACCACAAAGCAAUUGUAAGACUCCUGGCCCCCAAGUGGCACUGGGACCUGGUCAGCUCAGAACUUAAUAACUUCCAUUUUUAGGACAGACUAGGAGAAAAUCCAGGAAUCAGCCUCCAUCCUGCCCAAGGGCAUUUUCAUGCUGUUCAGUGAUGUAGUCUUGUUAGGAUACUGUCAUGGACCAGACCACAUGAUUUCAGUAUACACGUUGCCGCCAGAUCCUCCCAUCUAUCCCACCCCGCCCAUUUGCUUCCUAUACAGUGGAAUCAUAUGUAAUAAUUGCUCCCAUUUCUGCUGACUUUUGACAUGUUCCAGUUUGUUUUUGACAUUGCUGUAAGCAUUCCUGUGCUGUGGUUUUUUUUUUUUUUUAAUUACCCUUGAUAGGUAUUAGACUUGCACUUUUAAAAAACAAAACAAAAAUUUCUGCAUUGAGGAAGCAUCUCACCCAGAGUAGAAAGCAUGGCGUGGGUGCAGCUGGCCUGGGACUGUGGGACCUUCAAAUCUUUUUUUCUGCCUCUUUAUCUUUGCUUUUCCAACCUUCUGACUUUUGUGUCUGGUUCAGCUUAAUUAGGAAGGAAGCAUCUCUUGAGUGCGUUGAUUCUAAAAGAUGGUGUUUAUAUUUGAAUCACACACGCUGGUGUUUUAACCAUGCCGAACAGAGUAAGAGAACGGAAAAAAAGCCAAUGGGACAAAGUGCCGGGUGGCAGCCGAGCGGCGGCCAAUCAAAGGCCUUUGCAGCAAAUUAAUUGCGAUAUAUAGCUUAAGGCAGAUCUCCACUUGGCAUUGUUUAAUUUAUGUUGUAUUCUAAGCACUGCGCUUUUCCCUCCAUCUCCAUCGUGCCAGCAACUCGAAAUAUUUAAGAUGAAGUUUACAUGGUAGUUGUUUCCAAUCUCUGCUUGAUACGUAUUAAGAAAUAUCUGUGAGCUUGCUGCAUAAUUUAAAGCUUUGUUGAUUUUGUUUGGACUCUUUGUUGUUGGGGGACACCGUGUUCAUGCUGGACUAUGAAGUCCGAGAUACCCCGUGCUGGGAACACAAGAGUUGCUGAACGUCAACAAGCUGACUGCGCAUGUCUUUGAUGCUUUGUAUUUUUUUUUUUUAGAGUGAUUGCUCUGUCAAUGGACAAUAAACCAUAUUAUCAAACAGAAA